AUGGGCAUGGGCGGCGGCGGGUUCGGCAGCAUCCUCGGGAUGGCCGGCGGGUGGGGCGGCGGCUACGGCGGGCCUGCCGACGGGUACGCCCACAGCGGCGUGGUGGCGCCCACGGUGACGUGCGCCGAGAAGGGGCCCUGCUAUAGGAAGAAGGUCACCUGCCCCAAGAAGUGUUUCUCCUCCUACAGCGGCGCCGGCAAGGGAUACGGCGGUGGUGGUGGCGGUGGCAGCUGCACCGUCGACUGCAAGGUCAAGUGCACGGCCUACUGUUGA
Miscanthus lutarioriparius is the source of this 273-nucleotide messenger RNA. NCBI's taxonomy places the organism in Eukaryota, Viridiplantae, Streptophyta, Magnoliopsida, Poales, Poaceae. The record is from the annotation of a GenBank genome assembly.